CACAAUGUCUCGCCAGAACUUGCUAUUCACGACCCUCAGAGCCACGUUUGCCCCCCUCGCAGGUCCAUCCACACCUCGUGCCUUUUCCUCUUCCCAGCCAUCCCUUGUAUCCACUCGCAAGCUCGUCGCAAAGAGACGCAAAGCUGCAAACCUAGCACUUCAAGCUUCCCGAGUGCGCAAACCAGAUUCAAUAGAUCCUGUUCUAGGCCGUGUACAGUACAAGGGGGAGGCUCCUACAAAUCCUUGGGAAGGAUGUCGGUUACAACGCGUCCUUUUGGACUAUAAUGCCAUUGCCUACUCCAUGCCUCCAGAUUACACUGCUGGUGAACAACCCCCCUACCUCUUACCAGGUGUGAGCAAGGAAGAUGCCGAGCUACUGUUCAGAGCUGUGCCCCAUGCAAGCACGGAGCUUAGGUACGCUAGUGGACAAGGUAGUGAGAAAACGGAGCAGGAGCAAGCGAGACAGAGCGAGAUGAUGAUGAGAAUCCUGGAUUUAAGAAACGCGAAUAAAAAUGCGAUCAAUGUUUUAAACAGACAACGAGUGAUCGACGAGUUUGGGGCGGGUGUUGACAGUGGUAGCUCUGCAGUUCAAGCCGCAUUAUUAACUGCCAAAAUUCACAACCUGUUAUCACAUAUUGAAGAGAACCCUAGAGAUACCUCGAACAAGCGUGCUCUUCGGCUACUUGUUCAAGAGCGAGCUAGACAUCUCAAAUAUUGGAAGAGGAAGCAGGGAGAGGAGGCUUACGAUAAGCUUCUGACCGAUCUUGGCCUUCAGCGAGAAGCUGUCGAAGGGGAGCUGUUCAUCGGCUUUUGAAGAUACCGUCAUGGUUCCAACAGUACCAAAAUUUCUCCCUCUUCAACACCUUUACCCUUUUCGGCCCUCACUUCGCCCACUACCCCAUCCCUUUCAGCUCUCAAAUUGAUCUCCAUCUUCAUACUUUCCAACACACACAACACUUGAUUCUCCUUCACUUUAUCCCCCUUUUUGACCUUCACUUCGAUGACAGUUGCAGGCAUGGGCGAGACGAGGGUCCCCGUACCGCUGGAAGACGAAGAUUGCGGGCCUUCUAUGCCCUCGAGAGGCGAUGGAUGGUGCGUGAUUACAUAGUGCGAUGAUGACGAAAAGAUAUGCAAUUUUUCAAGACCAUUUACGAAGAUAGGGAUAAUGGUACUUUGUAUCUUUUUGGGCCCUAUUUGAGCACUGAACUCGGUGGAAGAGGUAACGCAGCUUUGAAUCAACUGACUGUACAAGUCUUGACCUGCAAUUGCAACAUGAUAUCCAGAUUCGACCGGGUUGACGGUGACUUGUUCCGAAUCGAGUCGAAAUGAGAAUGUACAGAUGUCACUGAAUCGUCUGUGCACCAAGGAUGCCCAUGGCCCAGCAGGUGCCAAACUUUUCUGGCCUGAUUCCGCUCGGAGAACCAAAAAAACCGCCGCUUGUGCCAAGAUGUCCUGGGGGACAACUCGUGGUGGGAAUAACUCGUCGUGAUGUGACUUCACGUCAUAUCAGCUCGGAAACCAAUUCACAGGAACUUACUGGUAUGAAACUCGUUUCGACUGACCCAGCUGCAAAGUCAUCGUGUUCGGCGACUGACUUGAGAAACUCGAUGUUGGUGGAGGGCCCAACAAUUUGAUAUUCCGCCAAUGCCGAUCGUAAAAGCGACAGAGCCUGAGGCCGAUCUUUACCAUGAACCACAAGUUUGGCAAUCUAUUUCCGAGGGUUAUAAAAACGUUUCUCAAGAGAUGACGGCACUUGCCAUUGGGUCAUAAUGGGAGCUGAUUUCAUCGCCUUCUUGGAAACCUGUCUCCAGCCGGUGUGGCGUAUUAAUUGGCGAACGCACAUGGAACAGCUUGCCAGUGUCUGGCAAAAAAUUGCUACCAUCCAUUCGUAGAUUCGCGCUUCAAACGCAUGACCGAUGCAGGGGAUCUUGUCCUGGGUGUAUGGAAUAGGAUUACCGGCCGCGAUCUGUCUUUCAAGUGAGCUUUUAGCUUAACAAGAGGCCGCGCGCGACUUACAGAAAGCUGCCAUUCUAUAAGAUCCAUACCCGUAAUCAUUUCUGUGACAGGGUGUCUGAGUGUAUUAGCAUGAAGGUUAACUUGCG
This is a messenger RNA of Cryptococcus deneoformans JEC21, 2102 nucleotides long. RefSeq names its product structural constituent of ribosome, putative. Gene Ontology annotation, molecular function: structural constituent of ribosome. The coding region runs from base 5 to 814 and encodes 269 amino acids. Gene Ontology annotation, cellular component: ribosome. Gene Ontology annotation, biological process: translation. The transcript is spliced from 4 exons. The record is from RefSeq and is a predicted model, not a curated record. NCBI's taxonomy places the organism in Eukaryota, Fungi, Basidiomycota, Tremellomycetes, Tremellales, Cryptococcaceae.